AUGCGCUUCCAGACGCAGGCCUGGCCUGCAGAAGCUUCCACUGCUAUCACGUGCUUUACAAGAGGACUUGACCUUAGAAAGGAGACAGAUGAUGUCCUUUGUCCAGCAAACUGUCCUUUAUGGCAAUUUUAUGUCUUUGGGGAUGGAGUUUAUGCCUCUCUUUCCAGUAUCUGCGGAGCUGCCAUACACUGGGGAGUGAUCACCAGUGCAGGAGGAGCUGUAAGGGUACAGACUCUCCCAGGACAGGAAAACUACCCUGCUGUAAAUGCCAAUGGGAUCCAGUCUCAGGCGCUCACUAGAUGGGCUUCGUCUUUCUCAGUGACUCGUACCAAGAACACAGCGCUUGAAGCAGUUGGGCGAUCAGUAUCAACAGCACGUCCUUCUACAGGUAAAAGACCUAAGAAGCCACUUGAUAAAAAGGCUGGAAACAAAGACUGUAAAGCUGAUAUUGCAUUUCUCAUUGAUGGAAGUUACAACAUUGGCCAACGUAGAUUUAAUUUGCAGAAAAACUUUAUUGGAAAAGUAGCUGUGAUGUUGGGAAUUGGAACAGAAGGGCCUCAUGUUGGAGUUGUACAAGCCAGUGAACAUCCAAAAAUUGAAUUCUAUCUGAAAAACUUCACUGCUGCGAAAGAAGUUUUGUUUGCCAUAAAGGAACUAGGGUUCAGAGGCGGCAAUUCUAAUACAGGGAAAGCUUUGAAGCACACAGCUCAGAAAUUCUUCUCUUUAGAAAAUGGAGCACGCAAAGGAAUUCCCAAGAUCAUUGUAGUGUUCCUAGAUGGCUGGCCCUCAGAUGAUAUAGAAGAAGCCGGCAUAGUGGCCAGAGAAUUUGGAGUCAAUGUAUUCAUUGUAUCUGUAGCGAAACCCACAACAGAGGAGCUGGGAAUGGUACAAGACAUUGGGUUUGUUGACAAAGCUGUCUGUCGAAACAACGGCUUCUUCUCUUACCAAAUGCCCACCUGGUUUGGUACUACCAAAUACGUGAAACCUCUUGUCCAAAAAUUGUGUUCACAUGAGCAGAUGUUGUGUAGCAAGACAUGCUACAACUCCGUCAACAUUGGUUUCUUGAUAGAUGGUUCCAGCAGCAUUGGAGACAGCAACUUCCGCCUUGUGCUUGAAUUCAUCAGCAACGUUGCAAAGGCUUUUGAGAUCUCUGAUAUUGGUUCCAAGAUUGCAGCUGUGCAGUUCACAUACGAUCAGCGUACCGAAUUCAGCUUCACAGAUUACACCACGAAAGAAAAGGUCCUCUUAGCUAUCCGGAACAUUCGCUACAUGAGCGGUGGCACUGCUACCGGUGAUGCCAUUUCUUUCACAACCAGAAACGUGUUUGGGCCAAUGAAAGAUGGACCUAACAAAAACUUCCUCAUUGUUUUGACUGAUGGUCAGUCUUAUGAUGAUGUCAGAGGACCAGCUGCCGCUGCACAAAAAGCAGGGAUAGUAGUCUUCUCUGUCGGUGUUGCCUGGGCACCUCUGGAUGAUCUGAAAGACAUGGCUUCUGAACCGAAAGAAUCUCAUACUUUCUUCACUAGGGAGUUCACAGGAUUGGAGCAGAUGGUUCCUGAUAUUAUUAGAGGCAUCUGUAAAGAUUUUUUGGACUCUAAACAAUAA
Molecule: messenger RNA, 1605 nt
Organism: Pelecanus crispus (Dalmatian pelican)
Lineage: Eukaryota; Metazoa; Chordata; Aves; Pelecaniformes; Pelecanidae
Source: RefSeq, a predicted model, not a curated record